AUGGCCAUGUUUUCUGUUCCAUCUUCAAACCGCAGCUUUGACAUUCUCUCAACAAUGUCGUUCCAAGAUGUACCGCAUGCGCCGUUUCCUACUACUGGACUUUCAGCCGAGGAUAAUACUUUGCUUAUGGGUGGUUUGAUGAUGUACCCAAAUUACGACGAGCCAGGGAGAAAACAGCUUGUUGGGGACAGUAAAGACAAGGAAAAUUCCACUAGCACUGGUCAGCAGAAACAGAAAAGUGUAUCAACACGGGUAAAUAUACACAAGAAGGGUGGGAGGGAGACUGGCGCUGUGUCAAUGUCAAACGAGACCAAGAAACGUGGACGUCCAAGGGUGGACUGUCCCGAUAGAACGGCUGCCGAACGCCGUCGGACUCAGAUACGGCUUGCUCAACGAGCAUACAGAAUGCGAAAGGAAACCGCAAUCUCGUCUCUAACCCAGCGUGUUACAGAGCUAGAAGCAAACAUGCAAGAGAUGAGGGAAGCAUUCCUAGCUUUCAACGACGAAGCUGUGAGAAGUGGCGCUCUAUCGGCAUAUCCAAGGCUGGCACAACAGUUGGAAAGGACGACAAGGCGGGUCAUGUCCUUGACCCCCGAGGUCUCAGAGGGUGGUAAGAGUCCUACAAGUGACUUGGACGAAUUACCAGCGCCAACGACCGCUGCAGAAAACGCCAGCUGUGUUAUUUUGAGCAAUCCCACAGAUACUUAUGCCAGUGAUGAAUCAUGCCAGAAUGUUCAUGACAAAUUGGGGUAUUUCAACGCCGAGCCCUUGCCAUUGAAGGACGGCAAUAACCUCUUAUAUAUGAGUACUAUCCCUACCGAUACUACCCAAUUUUAUGGCCCCACGACAAAUGAUGCUAUAACCUCUAUCAACAUCCCUUCAGUCAGCAUUCCCGCUUUCGAAGGGACUGGAUUGUCCUAUUGCCCUCUCCCUUCUCCUUGCUCUAGCGGUGGAUACCUUUUCAGCCGCGACCUUCCAAUUACGUAUAGCCAUCAAGAGUCCAGCUUUGCUCGUCGGCUCCAUCGCCGCUCACUCGAAUACGGCUAUGCUCUAUUGACAAACCCUGGGACACGACCAGAGCGCUUGACCCACAAGUUCAGGCUCACAUUCUACCUGACUAUGAGAAGUCAUCUACAUAACUCGUUUACUACCCUACUACGAAGAACUGCAAACGAGCCGUUGGAAUUCAUAGAAAAACCACACUUCUGUCUUGGGGGCGCAGGAAUGCAUUAUCCUCGAAGAGAUGGUCUUGGGAAUAGCAUGUUUCCUCCGAAUAUGCAAUCCCUGGACCGUGUCCUCGGGACGCUCCUCUCUCAGAUGGGGGAAAAUGAGCAGUUCAGUACCGUGCAAGAAUUUAUUGAGAAAAUGGGACUCGGAGGCACUUGGUUCGACUGCCAUGAUGUGGAAGGGUAUCUGAAAACAAAAGGCAUCCACCUGGGCAGUCUUUCCACCUUCAUCGAAAUUCCCUCCUCCCUCGUUGCGAAUUCUCGCAAGCUGCUAGCUUCUAAUAAACUCGCCCAUCCUCCUCGCUCACAACCAAAUGUACAAGUUGCAACUUCCUCCAUCGAAACCUCAUACUCGCCAUUGAAGCACCGCAGCAAUUAUAACAGUCCUAGUAGCAGUUCGUCUAUUAUGCGACCACUCGGGCUUGAUUCUCAGUUCCUACCUCCAACACCCGCUAUCGACCAAACUGUAAAUUUCAGCACUGUAACUCACAGACCACGAACCGUGAUUUUGGAUGUUGAGAAAUUUACCACUCAACUAGCAAGCCGAUCAACUUGCCUCGGGAGAGCCCCCGGCUUUAGAAAGCAGGACGUCCACGCAGCCAUCAAUGCAUCUAUUUGCACGCCUGAUGCGUGA
Molecule: messenger RNA, 1860 nt
Organism: Trichophyton rubrum CBS 118892
Lineage: Eukaryota; Fungi; Ascomycota; Eurotiomycetes; Onygenales; Arthrodermataceae
Exons: 3
Coding region: 1-1860 (619 amino acids)
Biological process (GO): regulation of DNA-templated transcription
Molecular function (GO): DNA-binding transcription factor activity
Source: RefSeq, a predicted model, not a curated record